Copidosoma floridanum is the source of this 4892-nucleotide messenger RNA. RefSeq lists its product as uncharacterized. Gene Ontology annotation, molecular function: protein binding. NCBI's taxonomy places the organism in Eukaryota, Metazoa, Arthropoda, Insecta, Hymenoptera, Encyrtidae. The record is from RefSeq and is a predicted model, not a curated record.
CCCAAACGAGACGUAAACACACGUCAAUUACUCACUUCUUUGGGCGUAACCGUCUAAUUUAUUUGAAAUUGUUACUGAUAACCGAAAAUCAGAGCAGUACAUUCACCUAAUCUUAUAGGUGCGAUGCGCAGGGUACGAUUGUGUGAUUGACUUGACCACAAGUUGUAGAUAAGUGAUAUAACCAACAUCUUCAUUUGUCAAUUCUAGCCACAUGUUUGUUCCUGCUCCUAUUUAUUGUAAAACUUGUGUUAAGUGGUUUAGUGAUUAAACAGUUCCAAAAAUUCAAAGGAUAUAAUUUGAAUUGUACGACUUUUUUCAACACCAUUGAGCAAUGUUACCUGCAGUAUGUAUGGACCAAAACUACAAGAAACUCAUAGAAAUCCAAAGGACUUUGAAAUCGGCCUCCAAGCAUGAAAUUGAAGCAAUUUUGGAUAGUGGAUUUGACAUCAAUUAUGCCAUGCCACAAAACAGCAAGAAUAAUCUUGCAGGUUGUACGGCGUUACAUUUGGCUGUUAAUAAUUUUUCAAAUAAUCAACAAAGUGAAAUCAUUGAUUUACUUUUGAGUAAAGGUGCUGAUUUUACUCUUAAAAACAGUGAGGGCUUCACUCCAUUGCUCAUAAUUUAUAACUUUCUGUCGGGAACUCUUUCUGGAAUGGUUAUCACCACAAAUUUAAUCAAACAAUUACUGUUUGCUCACAUCAAAUAUCACAAUCCGUCGAAUCCAUGCUCUAAUGAGGGUAUCUCCCAUCUUCAUGUAGCAUGUAAGUCUGAUAAUGUAGAGGUGACAAAAUUCUUUUUGUGUUCUGGUGUAUCGGUCAACCAAAGUAUCAGCAAUAAUUCAAAAACCCUCGCUGGUUGUACUUGUUUGCACUUGGCAAUCUAUAACGGAAAUAAACAGAUGGUUGAGCUUCUAAUACAUUAUGGUGCUGAAUUAUGCCCAAAUACUGAUGGAAAAAAUCCGUUGCAUCUUAUUAUUGAGAAACAAAUGAAUGAUGCUUUGGUAUAUAUUUCACCUGCACAGCCCGAUAAGGAACUGAUAAAAAAUGAAAAUAUAUUAAAUUUGCUAUUGGUACCUAACGCAGACAAUUUAAAUCCAACGGACGGAUUUGGCUUGUCUCACUUUCAUGUUCGUUGCAUCAAAAAAAUUCAAAAUGAAUUACAAAUGUUGGAAACGUUAAUUGACAAUGGGGUGAAUAUCAACGCUGCACUGAGUUUUGAUUCUCCAUCGUGUCCAGGCUACACACCAUUGCACUUUGCUGCUAAGUGUAACUUUGAAACAUUGAUGUUGCUUUUAAAAAAAGGAGCCAACCUCAUGGCGAAGGAUAAACAUGGCGUAACUCCACUCGACGUAUGCACGACUAGAUGCAAUCCAUCUCAAGUAAGCCAAAUUUUAAAGACUCAGGAGUCACUGAAAUCAAUUAAACUUGAAAAUGGCACGUUGUUAAUUGACGUUAUCGCGGAAUUCAGCACAGAGGAGAAACUACACGAUUAUUUGAAAAUCAAUGACGUUAAUGCGCGUAUUCCAUUCGAUUCGAUCUUAUGGCCUGGCUGCACACUAUUUCAUCUAGCUGUUAUACUCUCGUCAUCAAGAGACACCUUUAAAAUCAAAGUGUGCUUGAGACACGGAGUCGAUGUAACUAUCCAAGAUGCCAACCAAAGGACCGCUCUUCACUUAGCCUUUCACUUGCAAAAAAGCGCCAGCUUCAUUCUUUACGCUCACGCAAGCACACUGGUGGAUCUCAUUGAUAAAGAUGGUUUAUCUCAUUUCCACAUAGCUUGUAUCUUUAACAACGUAAAAAUUGCAGAGAAAUUUCUCGUCAAUGGAGUGAAUCCGAAUACAGUCAUAAAGGCAAACAUUGAUAAUGUCAAGGGUUAUUGGUACGAUAAUCAUUUUAAAGACUCGACAGUCAUAAAUGGUUCCACACCCCUUCACAUCGCGGUAUUCGUUGAAUCAAAAGCAUUGGCGAAAUUACUUUUAAAACACCAUGCCAAUCCCCUUCUAACUAAUGCUUAUGGUCUGACUUGGAUGCAUAUAGCAUUUUUGAGCAAUCAAGACUUUAGCUUCAGGGAUUUGUAUUUCAAAUCUUGUGCUGGAGCUACUCAAGCCAAUCCUGUAGCUCCGGGUCAACUGUCUCACUUUCACAUAGCUUGUCAUUCGAAACAUUUGAAAGCAGUGCAAGCUCUGCUGCCCAUUGUUAAUGACAUCAAUGAGCCAAUAAAUGGCAAACUGAUGGAUUACAUAAAAAAACUUCCACAUAAUGUUUGCUUGGGAGAUACGCCACUGCACUUGGCAGUAGGAAAUCAUUCUGCGGAGAUAGUGGACCUCCUUUUGGAAAAUGGCGCAGAUGUGACGUUGAAAAAUGCCAAUGGCUUGAAGCCGCUUCACAUAGCUCUACAAAACUACAGUCGUGUAAGAUCACAGAACGCCAUCAUCCGUCGACUAUUUGAAUUUGAAAAACAGGUGGAUUGGCCCGAUAGUAUAGGCUUGACAGAAUUGCACAUUGCCUGUGCUCUGGAAGAUGAAUCCAUGAUGGAGACAUUGUUAAAAUCCGGGAAAAACCCUAACAGCCCCGUCAAAGUGGAUUCACAUGUAUGGCCUGGUUGGACGCCACUGCACGUUUUAGUGGAAGCUGGAUAUCCGAAGAAAGAUAAUACAGUUAAAUUAUUACUCAAGUAUAUCUUGCAAAGUUAUGAAAGCGCUGUUUUGGGUAGCCAACCGUUGCAUGGGUCACCCAAACGCCAAAAGAUAAUCUCGUUGCAUAAGGACGAACUGCUUGUGAAUUUACGGGGACUGUCGGUUUUUCACGUUAGUUGUAUGACGGGUGAUAUUGCUAUUGUGGAAAAAUUCAUCAGCUUAGGCGUCGACAUUAAUGAGCCCACGGAUGGUUACUAUGCCGGUGAUUUUGAUUUCACUCCACUGCUCUUUGCCCUAAAAUACAACAGAAAAAACGUGGUUGAACUGCUGUUGGAUCUUGGAGUUGAUAUAUACACCAAGGACCUCUAUGGUUACUCGGCAUUACGUGUAGCUGCAUUAAACAGUCCGGAUUUAUUGAAUUUGCUCCUCAGUAAAGGAAAAGACUUUGAGAUCGAAUCCAGCAAUGAUGAGUACGACGAACCCAGUGCAACCAUUUUUGAUUGGCUCAUUGAAAACAAUAAGGCAACCUGUAGCCACUUUUUGAAAAUUAUGAGUCAUAAAUCCAGGAUGGAGAGUCUCCGUGUGACUACUAAAAUGAAUCUCGCUACUCAGCUUGCUUUCAAUUUUCCUGCAAGUGAUUUUGAAACUUUAAUCCAGCACAUACCUAAUCUCACUGAUUUAGAUGAUGAUGGCCGCAAUGUUAUUUAUCACAUCGUUUCGUCUUCUCAAUUUCAAGACAUGAAAUCUAGUUACUUUGAUGAGUUCAGGACUAAAAUCGAUUUGCUCGAAAGCAUUGGUUGCGACAUUGAUCAUCAAGACAGUGAAGGACAAACGCUUCUCCAUUGCUUGGUAAACGAGAGUCCUCAAAGAACUAUUGAAUUUCUUUUAUCGAUCGGAGCAGACAUCAACAUUGUUGACAACAAUGAUGAAACCGCGGCAACUUUGGCACUAGAAUGCUACGACUUCAAUGCAUUCAGCGAGUACAUAGAUAGGCUCACAACAGCUGGUUUACACGUGGAUCCCUUGAACGGUGACCUUGGCACGGAGAAACCAUCCUUUACUUUAAAGCUGUCGAACGAACUUGAGACAAUGAAAAAUUUCACCAUUAUCGAUUCGUUUUCCUUGCGCGACGUUCUCACGGAAAAUAUGGUGCGAAAAUUCGCCAAAAUGCCGGGGCGUCAACGGCGCGCCAUCCUCGAGUACAUUCAGGACAGCGAUUUGCGACAAAAGUACCCAGGUUGGCUGCCAGUAUUCAAAUUUCAACGCAGAAGAGCUCUGAAGAUGGAAAAAUUGUACGAAUCUGCUUUCAUUUCACUACAAGACCUGUUGGACUCAAGAUUACCUGAACUCUGUAUUAAGCCCAUUAUGAUUUAUUUGGCCGAGAAGGAUUGGAGGAAUCUGACUCUAGUUAAAAAAUAAAGACUCAACUUGUUUGUAAGUAACAUUGAAUUCGUUAAUCCAUAAGCUGUGAUUGAAAAAUACUGUACUUCGAUGAUCCAUUCAUAGGAAUAAGUUACGAAAACGUUUUUUGUGUCCCGAAUAAAUAAAAAUCUUGUUUUUUGCGUGGAGAAACCAUAAUUUAAAAUCAGUUCCGCGUUAAUUGUUGGUAAAACAUGUUGUAAAUAAGUAACUAUCAUAGUCAAAGUUAUUUAUUUUUAUUGUAAUACAUUCGUUAUUAUCGUUACAUCAUUGAUAAAUUACUGUUUUCGCUACUAUAUUUACGCAUGGGCAUUUAUACAACAUGUUGUCUCUCCUUGUUACAAUCGUUGAAAUUUUUUUUUUUUUAGUGGCAAAACGUCUGUGUACUAUUUUGUUGGAAUAUUAACUUUAUCUUCACGAAAUAGUUGAGUCAUAGCACUAGCAUGUAACUGUUAAAGUUAAACACCUUUUAAAAAACACGUUUAGUAAGUAUGUAUUAAUGACUGCUUGCUACAUUUUUAAGUUUCUUUGAUGGCUACUUGCCUGUUUGUAUUAGUUUCGCAAUUGGUUUAAUACUCUUUUAAUUUUUUGCCACUUGCAAAGUUUGAAAUUACUGUACAGGUUUCUAAUACUUUAGUUCUCUGAUAAUUACACACCAUACUUUAUUUCACCAAUUAAUAACCAAGUUCUGCUAGUAUGUAAUACCCCUUUGCAGUUAUUGAACAGGGACUUACAUAGCGAAACUCAGGUCUUAAUGGCUAGUUAAGUUGGUUAUAAAAAUUUUUAAUCAAUCGACAGUUUAAUUUUGUACUUUUUAUGAUGGUUGAAAAUAAAUAUG